Messenger RNA from Eptesicus fuscus (big brown bat), 1722 nucleotides. RefSeq names its product NADPH oxidase activator 1 (gene NOXA1). The transcript is spliced from 14 exons. The coding region runs from base 259 to 1677 and encodes 472 amino acids. Gene Ontology annotation, biological process: superoxide anion generation. Gene Ontology annotation, molecular function: protein binding; superoxide-generating NADPH oxidase activator activity. The record is from RefSeq and is a predicted model, not a curated record. NCBI's taxonomy places the organism in Eukaryota, Metazoa, Chordata, Mammalia, Chiroptera, Vespertilionidae.
GCCUAGGACAGCAGGAGGCGGGGCGCACCUGGCUCUCAGGGACACCUGCCCCCGGACACGUGCCCACAGUCAGUCCGCCUCCCCUGACCCCCCGACCGGCCUCGGAGGGGCCCCGCAGCCCGAGCCCAUCUCCGGACCCAGACGUCCCUGCUCCGCGGUCACCUCACCGGGCCCUUCCCUGGACCCCACCCUCCACCUGCCGCGCUCCUGCCCGGAAGCAGGGACUUCCGCGGCGGCGAGACAGGUGCGGACGCCGCCAUGCCCUCGCUCGGGGACCAGGUGCGCGAGUGGCAGCGGGGCGUGCAGGCCGUGGAGCGCGGGGACUGGGGCUGCGCGCUGCGCCUCUUCUCGGGCUUCCCGGAGCCGCCCGCCAAGAUGUGCUUCAACGUGGGCUGCGUGCACCUGCUGGCCGGGGACCCGGAGGCCGCGCUGCGGGCAUUUGACCAGGCCGUGACCAAGGACGCCUGCCUGGCUGUUGGCUUCUUCCAGCGCGGAGUGGCCCGCCUCCAGGUGGGGAGGUCCCAGGAGGCCCUGGCCGACUUCCAGUGGGCCCUGGCCCAGCUGAGGGGGAACGCCGCCAUCGACUACACGCAGCUGGGCCUGCGCUUCAAGCUGCAGGCCUGGGAGGUGCUGUUCAACGUGGCGACUGCGCAGUGCGCACUGGGGCUCUGGGCCGAGGCCGCCCGCAGCCUGGAGGACGCCACCGCCACGGCGCCGGAAGGGGCCCGCGGCGACCUGAGCAUCGCCCUGGCUCAAGUACAGAAACAGGCUCCCCUGCAGCCCCGGCUGGUCCCCAGGGGCGAGGUCUUCCGGCCCCCCCGGCGGCACCUGGAGCGCCUGGAGCGUGUGGACUUCCUGGGCAAGGCCAAGGUGGUGGUGGCCUCUCCUGCGCUCGAGGCCCGAAACCAGGGCGUCUGGCCUCAGCGGCCCCAGGUUCGGGGUGAGGAUGGUGGAGCAGGGCCCCAGGCUGGCCCAAGGGCCCUCGACACAGGCGUCUGCAGAGCCGACACCCCCCCGGGCCCCAGGACGCUCUCCCAUGCAGACCUGGAGGUCGGGUCUGACCAGGCCGGGCGAGCCGGCCCCUGUGCACCCGGCACCCAUGAUGAGCAGAGGCCCCACACGGACCAACUUGGCAAGCAGGUUCCUCUAGGGCUGCUGGCGGCUGGAGGCCCAGACCUCGAACCUUCUGAGGACCCCACGGGUGCUGGGGGUGUGGCUGCCGGGGACCCCGAGUCCUGGGUGACCGUCACGGUGCAGUGCGCCUUCACCCUGGCCCUGCAGGCCCCCCGCGGAGCAGACCUGCCCCAGCUGAGGGCCCUGCUGAGCCAGGCCCUCCCUCUCCAGGCCCAGUGUGGGCAGCUCAGUUACCAAGAGCCCGGUGACAGCGGGCGCUGGGUCCCCCUCCCGGAGGAGGGGCUUCGGGGGGCCUGGCGGGGGGCGGCCUCGGGCCCCGCAGGGCUGCGGCUGCAGUGCCGGGCCGCGGGCGGCCGGCCUGUCCUCUACCAGGUGGUGGCCCAGCACAGCUACUCCGCCCCAGGCCCCGCGGACCUGGGCCUGCAGCCGGGGGACACCGUGGACGUGCUGUGUGAGGUGGACCAGGCCUGGCUGGAGGGCCACUGCGACGGCCGCAUCGGCAUCUUCCCCAAGAGCUUCGUGGUGCCCACGGGCCCGCACUGAGGAGCCGGCGGCCGCCCCCCCACGCCUUACCCCCUGUCCCCCCUC